AGUUGUAUUAGUUGCCUAUAGUAACACGCGUGUGUAUAUUAUUUCUAACAAUUUUAAAUUUUCUAAAUUUUCUAAAACAUAUUUUAUUUCUGGAGAAUAAAGUUUAGAUGGAACACAAUUGCCCGUUGGAUAAAAUUCAACUCGGAUAUCAUACUUGGAAUUUGCUUCAUACCAUAGUAGCAAACUAUCCGGACGAACCUUCUCCCCAAAGGCAGGAAGAUAUAAAUCAAUUUUUUGAUCUAAUCGGACGUCUGUACCCUUGUCAAGCAUGUGGUCGUGAUUUUACUCAUUUGUUAUCCCAACGACCACCAGAAACUGAUUCUCAAAAUACAUUAUCGGAAUGGCUAUGUUCUAUACACAAUGAUGUCAAUCAAAAAAUUGGAAAAUCAAUUUUUGAUUGUCACAGAGUAAACGAAAGAUGGAGAGACGGAUGGAAUGAUGGAAGUUGUGAUUAAAAUAUAAAUUCAUAAUAUAUACAUACAUAUACAUGUGUGUAUUUUAUAAUUGUAUUACAUAAAUUUAUGUAAUUGUAUAGAUACAUAAAUUGUAAAUAGUAUAUUAUUAUUUAUUUUUAGAUAUCACAAUACAGUUUGAGAUUUUA
Messenger RNA from Aphis gossypii (cotton aphid), 601 nucleotides. RefSeq names its product FAD-linked sulfhydryl oxidase ALR-like. The record is from RefSeq and is a predicted model, not a curated record. Bases 108 to 455 code for a protein of 115 amino acids. The transcript has 3 exons. Gene Ontology annotation, molecular function: flavin-dependent sulfhydryl oxidase activity; flavin adenine dinucleotide binding. NCBI's taxonomy places the organism in Eukaryota, Metazoa, Arthropoda, Insecta, Hemiptera, Aphididae. Gene Ontology annotation, cellular component: mitochondrion.